Molecule: messenger RNA, 1807 nt
Organism: Eurytemora carolleeae
Lineage: Eukaryota; Metazoa; Arthropoda; Copepoda; Calanoida; Temoridae
Product: beta-1,3-glucan-binding protein
Biological process (GO): carbohydrate metabolic process
Molecular function (GO): carbohydrate binding; hydrolase activity, hydrolyzing O-glycosyl compounds
Source: RefSeq, a predicted model, not a curated record
UAUUAAUAAACCCCUUUCUGGAGUGUCUGCUGGGGACUACUUCAUGGAUAUUAUGGGUGCAACCGAUGGUGUUUGGUCGAAGGAAGACCCGGCUAUUCCUGUAGUGGCCGGAGAUACAAUUUACUAUUGGAUUCUUGUAUUCGUUAAUGGUGGAGGAUAUCAGAAAACAGAUUUAUCUGGUGUAGUCGCGGGCAAUGAACCUACCACAACACCAGUACCUGACACAACCACACAGAAGGUUACCACAACUGCCACAACCACCACCAGCACCACCACAACCACUACAACCACAACCCCGGGGCCUCAGUUCCCCCGGCCACAACUAGAACAGAUGGUACCCAUGGGGUUCCGCAUGUGGAUAAAAGAUUUCGAAGGUCUUGAGCAUGUGGGAUUCCACUUCUCCGUGAACGAGGAGCUGUCUGGGGUUGAUUAUGGACAAGAGAAUAUUGAAAUAGAUGCUGCCAGCUCUGAUGGUACUUGGUCUCAUUCAUGGGCUAAUAUUCGACUACAAGAUGGAGACACAGUGAACUACUGGUAUUACCUUGUAGUGGAUAAGCAUGGGUUUCAGUUCACAGAAAACUCAUGGACAAUCGGAGAAACUAUUCCCAUAGGUAGUACAACAACAACCAGUCCAGGGACCACUAUCCCAGAUAUUCUCUCAGUUACCGAGUCUAAUAUUGGAAAAUAUUUUGCACCUGGGCAGCUUAUCUUUGAGGACAACUUUGAUUUUUUUGAUGAAUAUACUUGGGAGAAUGAAAUCACUCUAGGAGGCGGAGGAAACUGGGAAUUCCAAUUCUACACCCACAACCGAACCAACAGCUACACAAGAGAUGGAAACCUAUUUCUUAAAGCUACACUUACUGAAGAUGCUUUCGGAGAAGAAUUUCUCACAUCACAGAUAAUGGAUGUAUGGUCUGGGUCCCCAGGCAGUGAAUGCACAAGCAACGCCUUCUAUGGUUGUUUCAGAGUUGGAACACCCACCAACAUGAUCAACCCUAUAAUGUCUGGUAGGCUCAGAUCUGCUAAAUCUUUCACCUUCAUGUAUGGAAAGGUUGAGGCCAGAGCCCGUCUGCCUGUUGGAGAUUGGUUGUGGCCAGCCAUUUGGCUUCUACCGGUCAAAUCUAAAUAUGGACAAUGGCCAGCAAGUGGAGAAAUAGAUAUAAUGGAGAGCAGGGGAAACCUGGAGUACUCUAAGGAUGGGAUGGAUAUUGGAGUAAACCAGUUUGGUUCAACACUCCAGUUUGGUGGAGGAUAUCCGCUCAAUGGGUAUGAAAAGGCUCACUGUGAUUACAAUCUACCUGGAGGAGCAGGCUUUCACGAAGAUUUCCAUACUUUUGGUCUAGACUGGACUCCUACGUACCUGGCUUUCAGUAUUGAUGGAGUUGAGUAUUGUAAGAUUGAGCCUCCAGAGGGUGGGUUCUGGGAGUUGGGAGAAUGGCAGGAUACAGACAUGUUAAACCCAUGGAACUGGGGCAGAAAUAAGAGGAUUGCACCUUUCGAUGAACAGUUCUUCCUAGUACUAAAUUUGGCAGUUGGAGGAACCGGAGGCUAUUUCCCUGACGAGGCAACUGGUGGUUCCGGUAAACCCUGGAGUAACGAAAGUCCGACAGCUAUGGGAGAUUUCUUCAAUGCAAAGAGCAGUUGGUUGCCGACCUGGAACAUGGAGGAAAACAACGGUGAAGGAGCUGCCAUGGCGGUCGAUUAUAUUCGAGUUUGGGCCUCAGAUGUUAUCCAAGAAUAUUAGAAAUAUUUGGCAAAAAUGUAAAAGUGUGUAAUAAUCUUUAAAUAAAACUCUUCGCUCAUUUUC